GAGCCAGGGGCGUCCUCCAGCCCGAUCAGCUGUUGGCUGGGCUCGAUCACAACAAAAGGCUCGGCGGGAGGCAGAGACCGGACGAGUCGCCUCCGGGAUCUUUCCUUCGCCUCCCGCGACAUCUACCUCACCCCCGGCCCCGGAGAGAGCGCGGACGGAUUUUGUAGCAACUGUUUACAAAUCAUGGCUCCCCAUGUUCUGUGCCUAAGCUGAUAAAAGCCUUUAUGCACUUUAAUCUUCUACCUGCGUCCUUACCUGGCACAUUGUGGAGCUGUACCGUAACUCGUGGAUACAAAGAAGUGCCAGAAAGACCUUUGUUAUUGCCUUAGUCAUGUUCCAGAGGCUGAAUAAUAUGUUCAUGGAAGAAAUCAAUAAUUUGCCCAGCCAAGAGCCAGCGUUUAGUGAGAAGGAAGAGGAGGAGUGGAUUGUGGUGGAUUUUAUAGACACCUGUAAUAACUUCUCAAUGGUGGAAGAAGAAGACGAGGAGGAGGAGGAGGAGGAGGAAGAUAACUGCAACAUCCAUGAAACAUCAUCUGUUGAUCAUCCGCCUGUAUUCUCUCACCUGCCUAAUUCUUUGGAAUGUCUGUCCGACGCCAGUGAAUCUUGCUUUAUCCAGUUUGACUCAUGCCCCAUGGAAGAGAGCUGGUUCAUUACGCCACCACCGUGCUUCACAGCAGGUGGCCUGGCCACUCUCAAAGUGGAGACCAGCCCUUUGGAGAACCUUCUGAUUGAACAUCCCAGCAUGUCUGUUUAUGCAGUCCAUAAUACACACCAUAGUCUCAACAAGACUAGUUGUGGUGAUGAGGAAGAGGAGGAGGAAGAUGAAGAGGAGAAAGAGAAUCGCAAUGCUACUAAUCCUCAAUCAGAAGCCCAAAGCCAAAUGGGUCAACACAUCAGAUGCUACAUAGCAACACUCGCCACUCACUCAACCUUUCUUGAACAGACCAAGAACUUGCGUCCUUCCCAGUGGACAAAAGAACACCAUGAAAGACAAUAUCUGACCAGAAAUUGCCUCCGUCGCCAAAACCUGACCAGGGAUUGCUACUCUCGGCAACUCAAGAACAACGGAAUUCUUGUUCACCAGCCUUGCCAGCGUCAGUAUAAUUACUGAGUGUUUUGCAUUAUUAUUAUAAUUAUUAUAACUGUUAUUGUUGUUUUCAGAAAUAAUAUUGGUUAACUGUUCUUGUUUUUUAUACUUGUGUGUGUGUAGAUUAUGAAGGCGAUUUCCAUCUUAUGCUGAUUAUCAGUUGUUUCUACACCACCACUGAGUGUUACAGUUAGUUUGUAAACCACAUUGAUGUUAAUGAUGUAUCACAGAUUGCCUUUAUGAUAUUUUACUUGUGGCUCAGAAACAUAUAAAGAGUUUGUGUGCUUGGGGGUGGGAUAGGGGGUUGUAUGUGACUUUAGGAACUUUCUGAUGUAUGGAUGGGUUUGUUUUUAUAUUGGUAUUUUUAGCCAAGACGUAGCAGGCAAUUUUCAUUCAUAAUUGUAGUCCAAAUGCAGUUACAGAAUUUCUCAGGGUCAGUUGUACACUUGCAAUGAUCUGUGUAUACUGUAAAAUUUGUUUUAACAAUCUAGAAUAGCCAUUAUAAUGUGAUGGACAGUAUGGCAUUGAGCUCCCAAUGAGGAGUGAAUUCAAUACGUAGCCAGAAGUGUGGAAAAAUAGUGGAAAGGACCUAUAAAAGGACCUACUGUCAGCUUAUGUCUCAUCUCAGAGGUUUGUUGUAUUUGCCUAGAUUCAUAGACAAAGGAGAUACCUCACAGCAAAGUCCCACUGGAAAUAAGUGAUUAGUUUCCGCAACCUGGCACCUUUUAGCUGUGUUGGAUGGCAACUCUCAUCAUCCCUUGAGAGUAAAGUGUGCCACAGAUAGCUCAACAUGUCCAGAAAGCACAAGGCAAUACUAGGCUUUGUGUAGUAUGUUGUAUCUAUUUGACCUGAAAGACAAUGAAAACAAACUCAGGGCUUCAUGCUUUGAAAUUUCAGCCAAAUAGAUGUCUGCUUUUAAAAAAAAAAUACCCCCACACUAUAUUUCUAUAAUUAUGAGGGGUGCAUUGCUGUAAAUGGGAUGGGCAACAUAGUUUUCCAGGUGUCAUUGGACUGGGAUGCCCAUUAUCCUUAGCUAAUGGCUAGGGCCAAUGGUUGUUCCAGCAAGACCACAAGUUGUUCCAUAUUGAUUUUAAAACUUUGGUAACAUGUUAGGAACUACUUUGGGGGAAUCGGAAGGAGCGGAUUCCUGCAUAGUUGAAAUGACUUUCUAGUUAGGAGCCCUGUGUCUGCUUUUUCUCCUUUCCCCUUUAAAUUUCUGGGCAUAAAGCACAAAAUAUUUUUCGCUUUCCUUCAAGUCAGUUAGUCGACUGUACAUUUCUGGCUAUAUAAGGCCUUAAACCUGCAGCCACAGCCCUGAAGUGACUCUCCACCAAGGGUUCACCAUCUCAUUUUUUUUGUUGGCAUUAUUGAUGAAAACUAGUAUUUGAUUUUCAAGUGAUACAAAAUUCACAACUACCUUCUUAGAAUAUCCUACUGCAGUGGUUCUCAACCUGGGUCCCCAGAUGUUUUUGGCCUACAACUCCCAGAAUCCUAGCUAGUUUACCAGAUGUUAGGAUUUCUGGGAGUCGAAGGCUAAAGAACAUCUGGGGACCCCAGGUUGUGAACUACUGUCCUACUGGUUUAUGCUUCGUUUAUCUCUGUAGAAUCUGUUGUGGCCUGAAAUUGUGCCACUCACUGUUUUGUGGACAAUCUGAUUCAAGACCAUGUAACUACACGUCUGUCCUUCCCUUUCUGCUGCUUCACUUGAAAUACUAUCAAUGUAUUUAACAGGCCUUCUUUUAAAAAGGCAUUUAUGGGGACACAAUUUUUGUUGUCUAAAGUAAAGUCCAAAGAACUUUGAAGGAAUUCAAAUUCUUAGGUAACUGUAAUGAUUAAGUGCUUUGAGUACAGUCUCCAUGUUUAGACAGAUAAAUAUUGGAACCUACUUACCCUCUCUAGUCCUGUGGACCCAUUUUUCCACUAAAAUUUCAUAGUUUUCAGUCCAGUCAAUUGCUCUUUUUGGUUGUUUUUCAAAACACUUACAAUUUUAUUAGCCACCAGGAAUUUUUAAUCUUUUUUUUUCAGUUUUCAGGCAAAUACCACAUACACAGUUUUAAGCUCAGGAAUUCCUCAGUGUUUUAAUAUAGAUUCCCAAGAAUCAGCUUUGCUCAGUGUAGGUUCUUACCCAUUACCUGUCUCCAUUAGGUAUUUGGCUUUUAUCCUCUCUCUUAAGGGACCUAAAAAUGAAGGUCUGCUCUUCUGCUUUAUAAGGCAGGAAGAGCCUCUGGAACCAAUUUUUGGCCAGUAUAAAGGACUGCAAGGAAGAGAGUGGGUAGAAAAAGUCCCAUUGUAACUGCCAGCAUACAUUAGAAGUUGUUCAUUAUUUUAAAAUACAAGCACUAUUUAAAAAUAAACAUAGGCUUAACUGUAACAUAUGUGCUUUUGCGGUUCUCAUUGUUGGAAACAAUGCUGUUGUGGAAGGAAUGACUGUGUGUACAUUACGACGUUACACUCUUCAUUAUCGUACAUAUUUAUGUUACUUUUUCUAUUAUGUGUCUGCAAGUCUUGGACUUAUUAUUAAGAGUUGUGUGGAUUUCCCCCUUCAAAUGAUAUGUGUUGUAUAAGUAUGACUUUUUAUAUAGUUAUUCCCCCCCCCCCCCAAAAAAAUUUGUAUUAACUUGUAAAAGUGAGGCCUUGUGCUAUGUCGAAUGGUGUUUCAAUAAUUACGCUGAAACUGUUUUUCCAUAUGUAUUGUAAACAAAACUGUGCCUUUUGCAACUGACUUGUACACAGCAGACUUGAAUUUGAAGCUUACAAGAAGGGACAUUUCUGUCAAGAUAAAUACUGUACAUCAGUCUAUGCAUUAUCAAUGGCAGCUUCUUUGUGGAGCCUUUGUUGUUGUUGUUUUUGUACCAAUACUUUAGAUAUUCAAGGCUCUAUCACUUUGAUACGACCAAACAUAUGUAGCUGUAAAAACUCAAGACUGGCUGUUUGUCAGGUACAUUGUGUAAUUUAAUGUAGCUGAUUCCAUUUGCUUAGCUCACAGAUAGGGAAUUUGUAUUUUCCCAAAUAUUUUUGUUAGGCUCCAAAGUCUGUCAUGUCUUAAUCAUAUGGACAGCAAGGAUGGGGAGUCGGAGCUGAAGGACAUCUUUAUAAUGUGCCCCUGGAUUAUCCUCUGAAAUAGGCAGGGCAAAAUAAACUGUUUUUUCCUCAUACUUAAAAUUUAUAUUUUCCAUGUGAUUAAACCGAAUUCAUUCCCACUGAGUUCAAUUGAAAAUCCAGCCACUCUUCUGCUGCAACGUUGGUGAUCUUUUGAAAUGACAUGAAAUUUGAGGCAAACAUGUUAUUCUGGAUUAAGCAUCCCUUACCUGAAAAGCUUGGAACCAGAAGCAUUUUGUAUUUUUGAAUAUCUAUACAUUUGUAUAUUAUACACAUGUACAUGAGAUAUCAUGCAGAUGGGACUGAAGUGUAAACAUGAAAUUCGUGUAUGCAUUAUAUAUACUUUAUACACAUAGUUUGAAGAAAAUAUAUUUCACAUUUGUGUAUGCAUGAAACAAAGUUUGUGUACAUUGAACUAUCAGAAAGCAAAGGUGUCACUGUCUCAGGCACAUAUGUAGAUACCAGUAAUUUCAGAUUUUUAAACUAUUUUGGAUUUCCAGAUAAGGGAUGCUCAACUUAUAAACAUAUACUAUGACUGCCAGAUUUCCAAUAGAUGGGACAAAAAGUUUCCAUUUGAUGGGUAAUUUUAAAAGGCACAUAGAUUCAGCUUAGCCACUACCUAAACCAGAAAAUAUCUUGUUCUGCCAGUUUCAUUAUGCUUUGUUUCUAGAAACUCCAUGUAUCCAUGUACCAUUUCUGUGGUCCAGACUAUUCAAAAGAAAAUGAAUUAGAAAUUCA
Messenger RNA from Anolis carolinensis (green anole), 4924 nucleotides. RefSeq names its product tumor protein p53 inducible nuclear protein 1 (gene tp53inp1). The transcript is spliced from 4 exons. The coding region runs from base 332 to 1111 and encodes 259 amino acids. Gene Ontology annotation, biological process: positive regulation of DNA-templated transcription; autophagosome assembly. The record is from RefSeq and is a predicted model, not a curated record. Lineage: Eukaryota; Metazoa; Chordata; Lepidosauria; Squamata; Anolidae. Gene Ontology annotation, cellular component: nucleus; autophagosome.